AUGAGUCAUUUCAUUUUCGUUUCUUCAUUGGGACUUUUUCAAGUGCAUUCGUGUUGGGAAAAAUAUACACCAAUCUAUCUAUCUAUCUAUCUAUCUAUCUAUCUAUCUAUCUAUCUGUCUCAGUCUGUUCACAUUUCUCUCUCUCUAUAUAUAUAUAUAUAUCUAUUUAUGACGAUCUAUGUAUUCACGUGCGUUUCUCUUUCUCUCUCUCUCUCUCUCUCUCUCUCUAUCUAUCUCAGUCUGUUCACAUUUCUCUCUCUCUCUAUCUAUCUAUCAAUUUAUGACGAUCUCUGUAUUCACGUGCGUUUCUCUCUCUUCCUCUCUCUCUCUCUUUCUCUAUCUAUCUAUCUAUCUCAGUCUGUUCACAUCUCUCUCUCUCUAUCUAUCUAUCUAUCUAUCUAUCUAUUUAUGACGAUCUAUGUAUUCACGUGCGUUUCUCUUUCUCUCUCUCUCUCUCUCUCUAUCUAUCUAUCUAUCUAUCUAUCUAUCUCAGUCUGUUCACAUUUCUCUCUCUCUCUCUCUCUCUAUAUAUAUAUAUAUAUAUAUUUUAUAACGAUCUCUGUAUUCACGUGCGUUUCUCUCUCUCUCUCUCUCUCUCUCUCUAUCUAUCUAUCUAUCUAUCUAUCUAUCUAUCACGAUCUCCGAACAACAAGAUCCUGUUUCUUUUCUUUGGUGCAACUUGGCAUGCUUCCUUUGUUUCCUUUGUUUGUUUGUUUGUUUCUUUCUUCUUUCUUUCUUUCUUUCUCUUUAUUUUUCUUUUAUUUGUUUUUCUCUCCUUUUUCUCGUCCACUGCCUCUCUCUCUAUUUUCUAAUAUUCUGUCUCCUCUACUUCAUCUUUCUCACUUUCCUCUUUCUUUCUUUCUUUCUUUCUUUCUUUCUUUCUUUCUUUCUUUCUUUCUUUCUGUACUAUUUCUUUCUUUUUUCUUUAUUUCCUUUAGUAUUUCUAUAUUUCUAUCAAUCAGUAUCAGAUUUUCUUUUUUCGUUCUUUCAGCAAUUCUUUCUUUCUAUCUUUCUGACAGUAUUUCUUUUUUAAGAGAAAAUAAGAAAAGAAAGAAAGAAAAACGAAAACUAUUACUGGAAGAACUAAAGAAAGAAAUACUGAAAGAAAGAAAGAAAAAUACAGAAGGAAAUUUCGGUAUUUUUCUUUCUUUCUUUCAGUAUUUAUUUAUUUCUCUCAGUAAUAGUUUUUCAUUUUUUUCUUUCUUUCUUUCUUUCUUUAUUUUUUCUUUCUUUCAUAUUUUUUUUUCUUUCUUUGAGUAUUCUUUUUUCUUUUUCUUUCUUUCGCUAUUAUAUCACUUUUUCCUUUUUCUUUCUUUCAUUAUGUCUUCUUUUCUUUUUCUUUCUUUCUUUCUUUCUUUCUCCCUUUUCAGUAUUACUUUUUUCUUUAUUUAUUUCAUUCGGUACUUCUUUUUUCCUUCUUCUUCCUUUUUUCUUUUAAUAUUUCAUUUUUCUCAUUCUUUCUUUCUUUCUUUCUUUCUUUCUUAUAGUAUAUCUUUCUUUCAAUAUUACUUUCUUCUUUCUUUCAGUAUUUUUUGCCGUUUCUUUCUUUCUUUCUUCCUUCCUUUCUUUCUUCCUUUCAGUAACACUUUUCGCCUUUUAUUUUCUUUAUUUCAGCAUUCUUUUUUUCUCUUCUUUCUUUCUUUCACUAUUAACUUUUUGUUUAUUUCUUUUUUCUUUGUUUCUUUCAGUAUUUAUUUUGUCGUUUUUCUUUCUUUCCUUCUUUCAAUAUUUCUUUCUUUUGGUAUUAUUUUUUUUCUUGUUUUCCUUCUUUCAAUAUUUCAUUCUUUCGUUAUUACUUUUUCCCUUUUUUCUUUCUUUCUUUUUCCUCUUUCUUUCUUUCCCUUCUUUUUCUUCUUCUUCUUCUUCUUCUUCUUCUCUCUCUCUCUAUCGCUUUCUCAGUAUUACUUUUUCUUUUUUCUAUUUCCCUUCAUUCAUUAUUCCUUUUUAUUUUUCUUUCUUUCCUUCUUUCAGCAUUAUACUUUUUACUCUUUCUUUCUUUCUUUCUUUCUUUCUUUCUUUCUUUCUUUCUUUCUUUCUUUUAACAGCAGUCACUAA
Acanthosepion pharaonis is the source of this 2055-nucleotide messenger RNA. The record is from the annotation of a GenBank genome assembly. Lineage: Eukaryota; Metazoa; Mollusca; Cephalopoda; Sepiida; Sepiidae.